GUGUCAUAAACAACGAAGAUGCUUGUGAUUGUUUGUGGUCGACAUGGUCGACAUUCUGUUUCUGCUUGGUUCUGCUGACAUGACGCGUAAUAGUCUUUACCAAUGAUGAUGAUACCUUAACUUUGUUCAAUGAAAAAUUAAAUUACGUUUAAAGUUAUGGCUCAAGCGAAGCUGAACUCGCAAGACAAAACAGACAGCAUUCUCAAGGAUAAUGAAAAGGAGACUGACGAAAAAGAAGGAACAUGCUCAACAGUAGUACCAGAAUGUGCAGUCUGCCUUCAGCCAUGUAUUUAUCCCGCGAGAUUACCUUGCAAUCAUGUAUAUUGUUACUUGUGUGUCAAAGGUGUUGCAAAUCAAAGCAAAAGAUGUCCUAUGUGUCGUCAAGAAAUUCCUCCUGAUUUUCUUGACAGGCCACAAUUAGUAGAAGUAGAAGAAGCACAGAAGGAAUUGGAUCAUUCUGAAGAAGAAUAUCAGUGGUUUUAUGAAGGCAGAAAUGGUUGGUGGCAAUAUGAUCAACGUACAAGUUAUGAAUUAGAAACUGCAUAUAAACAAGGCAAACGAAAUUGUGAAUUAUUAAUCGCAGGAUUUCUUUAUAUUGCUGACUUUGGUUCUAUGCUUCAAUUACGUAGGAAUGAUCCAUCUAGACGAAGAAAAAUUAAACGUGAUUUAUACAAUGUUCCCAGAAAAGGAGUUGCAGGUUUAAGAUUAAAUAAUCAGGAUGAAGAAAUUAUUAGAGAAAUAAGAGGAGCAGAGAGACCUGCAAGUCCUGCAAGCGAUAAUAUGGGUACAGGAGAUGGUACAAAUACUCCCGUACCACCUAGUAACACACCACAAACACCAGCAGGUGGAACAGCAAGUGGUGAUGCCACACCCUUAAAUGAUAGAAUGGAACAGAGGUCAGAUUCUUUGCAUCAGGUAUUGGAACAAAUGCGUUCCUUAGUUUUGAGGGAACACUUAUCUUCAAGUACAGAUAAUGAAUUAGAAGAAGCAGCAGAAAGUGAAUCACUUUCCAUUCAUCCUACAUUAUAA
This is a messenger RNA of Dufourea novaeangliae, 1029 nucleotides long. It is a transcript of the gene Rnf146, whose product is annotated as E3 ubiquitin-protein ligase RNF146. Lineage: Eukaryota; Metazoa; Arthropoda; Insecta; Hymenoptera; Halictidae. The coding region runs from base 157 to 1029 and encodes 290 amino acids. Gene Ontology annotation, molecular function: zinc ion binding; poly-ADP-D-ribose binding; ubiquitin protein ligase activity. The transcript has 4 exons. Gene Ontology annotation, biological process: Wnt signaling pathway; ubiquitin-dependent protein catabolic process. The record is from RefSeq and is a predicted model, not a curated record. Gene Ontology annotation, cellular component: nucleus; cytoplasm.